GUGGUACCUAUGGCUUCUUCUUAUAAUUGAAUAUCUAAAUCUGAACUGGUUUCCAAGUUGGAACUACAAAUCAUUCUUAGCGUUGAGUUGUUCGAAUGAUUUUCAAUCAAGCUCUCUAUUUUAAUAUAUAAGUACUUAUUGAUGUCUAUUUUAAACAUCCUCUUACCUAAAAUUUUCUUCUCUUCAGAUCAUCAAUACAGGAAAUCAUCAUGUCUACCGCAAUCAUCUCCCGUUUAGUUUCAGUAGAACCUGUUGUGAAAAAACAAGUUGAAUUGAAUAAUGGAGUCCUCAUGCCCAUUCUCGGUUUCGGAACCUUCAGGAUUAAGGGAUACGAAGUAAUACACUCAGUGUUAGACACCGCCCUUCAAGCUGGUUAUCGCCUUAUAGAUACUGCAACCGUUUAUCAAAAUGAGGAAGAUAUAGGACUUGCACUUGAAAAACUUCUUCCGAAAUACAAUCUAAAGAGAGAAGACAUUUUCAUUACUUCAAAAUUAGCACCAUCUGACCAUGGUAACUACGAUGUUGUCUCUAAGGCUGUUAAAUUAUCUUUAAAAAAGUUAAGGACUUCUUACAUUGAUCUUUACCUUAUUCAUUGGCCUGGUCUUCAAAAAACUCCCUCAGAAAAUGAUGACAACUUAAAAGGGAGGUCUGAGUCUUGGGCAGCAUUGAGUAAAAUUUAUUUGGAAGAUAAGACUUUACGAUCCAUUGGCGUUUCCAACUACACAUCCAAACACCUCAACCAGCUUCUGAGCAAACCCAGUGCUGUUGUUCCAGUUGUAAAUCAAGUUGAGUUUCAUCCAUACUGGCAGCAAUCAGAUGAAUUUCAUGAGAUUCAUAAUAAGGCUAAUAUAAUUCCUCAAGCUUAUUGUUCAUUAGGCGGUUCCUCUGUUCAUAAACUCCUUGAAGACCCUAUUGUAAAAGCUGUUGCAGAAGAAAAUAAGUUUACCUCAGCUCAGAUUUUGUUGAGAUGGGCUCUACAAAGAGGAUACGCUGUCAUUCCAAAAUCCGUGACUGCAGGCAGGAUUCAAGAGAAUGCAGACAUCAAUUUCUCGUUAUCUGAUGGAUCCAUGACAUCCCUUUCCAACAUUAAAACUAGUGAAAAAUUUGCUUGGAAUCCUGAUGUGGUUUCUUAGUAUCACCACAAUCUUCUUUCACCCAUUAUAUUGCUGUAGGAGUCAAGGAGACCCUUUUGUCAAAAAGAGCCAACGAACCUUAAGUAUUCUUAAUGGACCAUUUAUUUCUCAACAAUGAAACUGGGAGGACGAGCGAAUAUCACUGUGAACUGAGUGCAUUCGUUUUUUGAUCAACUACUGCCACUUGAUAAUUUUUUGCACCGGAAAUUGUAGGGAUUAUAAAGGGGUUCAACGCUGAUCAAAUUACAGCUUUUUUGAUUUGAUGUUUGUUUUGAAUUUUUGAGGACAAUAUGGUGGAGAAAUUUUACUGUUUUGUUACUACUUUUCGGUGAAAAUCAAGCUUGCAACGAUAAUUUCAUAUCAUUUUACAAGGGUUUUUAGUGAAGAAGUGUUACAAUUGUUGCACCACUGCUGUCACUUUUACUUUUAUACAAACUUGUUUCGUUUGGAAGUUGAUGCUAAAAUAUGCCGCACCCUGUUAUCACUCCACGAUUUUGGUUUUUUUCGAGCCAAAAAUGAAAGAAUACCAGUGUACACGUCUCCAAAUUGUGCAUGUCCGUGGCUAGCACGGAAAAAAGUUUUUUUUUAUCAUCACCAAUCUGGUGUUGCAGCACUUUUAUUAGAAAAUAGUCGGUGCUAUGAAAUUCGCUUUUCACCUUUGCUUUUAUCAAAAUAGGCAUUUUUUGCUUUAAAACUAUUAUCGAUAAUUCUUGUUUGUCAGCUGAAUCGUUUAUUAUUCCUCUCAGGAUCCCGACUGUA
Molecule: messenger RNA, 1892 nt
Organism: Bemisia tabaci
Lineage: Eukaryota; Metazoa; Arthropoda; Insecta; Hemiptera; Aleyrodidae
Product: glyoxal reductase
Source: RefSeq, a predicted model, not a curated record